AAGGGAUAUUAUUACUUCUUGAGGCAACCCUAAAGAAAUUUUCUCUUAGCAUUGGUCUAAUAUGCCUCCUUAUACUUUCCUUCCAGCUUGUCAUGAUUUUUGCCUUAUGAAAUAAUACCCAAAAAGUUUUCUUCCAUCUGACUGCCAUUGAUUUUUUUUUUUUUAUUUAAUGCAGUAAACAUACUGAGCAUAUAUUAUGUAUAGAAUAUUUUUGUCAGGUGGUGUCCUAGGCAUAUGGAAGAUAAAAAAAAUAGAUAGAUGAAAACACACAGUUACUAUCCUUAUGCAGCUUAUGAUAUAUUAGGGAGUGAGAAGAAGGGAGUGUACAAGUAUAAAAAAAAAUUAUAGAUAAACUCUAACUGCCAAGCCUAAGAAUAAAAGUCCUAUAAAAAAAACAGCCCACUGCCGUUGAGUCGAUUCUGACCUAUACAGGAGGCAAAAAGGAAGUAAUGAAAAUAGCAUUCUUCCCUUGACAGCUCAAAACUCUGGUUCACCUGUUGGGUGACUUUAAAUGUCUUCCAUAGUAGAGGGAAAGUAAGAAGCUUAAGCUCAUCUUUGUGGUCACUAACUCACUUGACAGCUUUGCAUCUGAGUGACAAUUCCCUGUCCCGCAUUCCUUCAGACAUUGCCAAGCUUCACAAUCUGGUGUAUCUGGACCUAUCCUCUAAUAAAAUUCGUAGUUUACCAGCAGAACUCGGAAACAUGGUAUCACUCAGGGAACUCCAUUUAAAUAACAACCUGUUACGAGUUCUACCUUUUGAGCUGGGAAAACUGUUUCAGUUGCAGACUUUAGGCCUGAAAGGAAAUCCACUUACCCUGGAUAUAUUGAACCUCUAUCAGGAACCAGAUGGCACAAGAAGGCUACUGAACUAUUUGCUUGAUAAUUUGGCAGGUACUGCAAAAAGAAUUUCAACAGAACAGCCACCUCCAAGAUCUUGGAUUAUGUUACAAGAACCAGACAGAACAAGGCCAACUGCCUUGUUUUCUGUCAUGUGCUAUAAUGUUCUUUGUGAUAAAUAUGCAACCCGGCAGUUAUACGGCUACUGUCCAUCAUGGGCACUAAAUUGGGACUACAGGAAAAAGGCCAUUAUUCAAGAAAUCGUGAGCUGCAAUGCUGAUAUCAUAAGUCUUCAGGAGGUUGAAACGGAACAGUAUUACAGUUUUUUUCUGGUAGAACUGAAAGAACGUGGCUAUAGUGGAUUCUUUAGUCCUAAGUCUAGAGCUCGAACAAUGUCAGAACAAGAAAGAAAACAUGUUGAUGGCUGUGCAAUAUUCUUCAAGACAGAAAAAUUUACUUUGGUUCAGAAACACACUGUUGAAUUUAAUCAGCUAGCAAUGGCAAAUUCAGAAGGGUCUGAAGCUAUGCUGAACAGAGUCAUGACAAAAGAUAACAUUGGAGUUGCAGUACUGCUAGAACUUCGAAAGGAAUUGAUUGAAAUGUCAUCCGGAAAGCCACAUCUUGGAACAGAAAAACAACUUAUUCUUGUGGCUAACGCUCAUAUGCAUUGGGACCCUGAAUAUUCUGAUGUGAAGCUGGUACAAACUAUGAUGUUCCUCUCAGAAGUAAAGAACAUUAUUGAUAAAGCCUCUCGAAGUCUCAAAUCCAGUGUAUUGGGAGAAUUUGGAACUAUUCCACUUGUCUUAUGUGCAGAUCUUAAUUCUUUGCCAGACUCUGGUGUUGUGGAAUAUUUGAGCACUGGUGGAGUAGAAACAAAUCAUAAAGACUUUAAGGAACUGAGAUAUAAUGAAAGUCUUACAAACUUCAGCUGUAACGGGAAGAAUGGAACAACCAAUGGAAGGAUCACUCAUGGUUUUAAAUUAAAGAGUGCCUACGAGAAUGGCCUGAUGCCUUACACAAAUUAUACAUUUGAUUUCAAGGGUAUAAUUGACUACAUCUUCUAUUCUAAACCUCAACUGAACACUUUAGGCAUCCUGGGACCUCUGGACCACCAUUGGCUACUUGAGAACAACAUCAGCGGCUGUCCACACCCACUCAUCCCUUCUGACCAUUUCUCACUUUUUGCACAACUGGAGCUUUUACUGCCUUUCCUACCCCAAGUCAAUGGCAUUCACCUUCCUGGCAGGAGGUAGUCAGAUACCUUCAGAAGACAACCUCAAUUUCAUUUGUCAACUUGUAAAAAUUUGAAUACAGGGGAGUGAGGUAUGGCCCUAGGGUUUUUUUUUUUUUUUUUUAAUGAUGAUUUGAAUUUUCAGUCUGAUUAUUUGAUAAGGAAGAUAGUAUGAAAGCCAGGUGCUAGCAACAGACAAAUUCUGAGCCCAAUAUGCUUUAUAUACUGUUAGACAGGGAUUGGUGUGUUUGUACCUAUCUUUAAUUUGUCACAAGUAAUUUUCCUGUUUCUUCUAUUCAAUAUAAUAUUUUCAUGCCUUGAAAUAGGAAAAUGUCUGAACAGCAUAUUCUCUUUGCACAGAACUCUGUAGCACUACUUUUUUGAGGCCAGUAGUAACAUCCAGAGAUCACUCCUCCAUACUUCACUCCUUUCUCAGACUCAUUUGUAAAAUACAGAAUUUGAAUUUAGCCUUUAUGAUUGUAUAUGAUCUACAGAAGACCUGAUUUGUGAAAUUUUGUACUUUAAAAAAAAAUCAGAUUUGGAAAUGAUUGUAUUGUAAAGUAAGGCAAAUUCUUUUUACCUGUUUCAUAUGUUAUAAAAGCCAGCUUGUAAAAGAAGUUGCAACAGACUUUCUCUGCUAAUGAUUUGCACUGUCAGGGUUUUGUUAGCCCUUUUGUACUACUUUAUUUUUAAAUUGAGAACAUUGCUUUUUUAAAUUUAAAUCUGUUUAAAACUUAGGACAUUGUCUGGGACCAGAGACAACUUAUCCAUGAAUUCUUGAAUUUUUACAAAAACUAUCUACCAGGACAGAUAAGCUGAGCAGUAAAUGAUCUGUAGGCAUUUAUGGACUGAAUGUAAUGGCUGAUAUAUGUACAUUCUGAUGUUUUUAAAACUUUUUAACUUUUUUAAGUUAAAAAAUUGUAGCUGCUAAGGUACAGCUUUUUAACUUCUUUUUGAGAUCCUUCUUAUCCUGUCUCCCCUGUGCCUGCCUACAUUUCUUCUCACCAAGCACUGCCUGUGCAUGCAGAGAAAAUCUGUGCAUCCUCUUUUGUAUUUUUUUAAAUAUUGUUAAACAUUUGUGACAAUUUUACGAAAAGUGCUUUUGUAUGAGCUAUGGCUUUUUUUCCAUUGUGAAGCAUUGGAUAUCACAUUUUGGAAUGCGUUCAGACGGUGGGUCCUUGGGUCUUUGCUCACCAGACCCAAGCACUGCUUCUAGAUGUCACUGCACAGUGCUGCUCAUCACCCAGAAAUACUACUAUCAUGUGAAUCUUUUUGUUUUCCAUGUAUUCCUUAGUCUCUUUUUUUUUUAAUCAUUCCCUUUUUUUUAAAGAAAAAUAAUUUUCCGUUUAUGAAGCAGUAUAAAUUAGAUGUAUUUACAAAACAGGUCCCUAAGGCAAUUCUUCAGAUCAUUUUUAAAGUGACUAAGUCAUUUCAAUACGUCAACCAAGUUAAAAGUUAUAUUGUACCCUGUAUUUUGCUCAUAGUGCCAUUAGUAGGUCAGAGAUUUAAAGCCAGCUUUUAACUUUGCAGAGUUAACUCAGAUGUGUUCUGUUCUUGUUCAUUUAUUCUUCUCUCAAAAAUCAUAUGAAUUCAAUUCAGAGGGAGUUUUGUCUAACUGCUUUUGUUUCAGCUGCAGGCAGGGGAGCAAAAGAUACCAUGUGAGCAUUAAGAAAAAAAAAUAGUUGAAUGUUAUUAACAAUUUUUAUAUACAGAGAAUGAGUCAUUUUGGAUAAUGACUUAAAAUUUAUGAAAAAUGUUCAGCACUUAAAUGUGCCUAUUACUCUGUUUUUAAGAGCAAAUAAAAUUACAUGCUGUUAAAAUUCAAAGAUUCUUUUUUUUUUUUUUGAUAUUCCAGAGAGGUUUUGAUCUUGAAUCUUUGUCUGGGACCUGGUUUUUCCUUUGAUAUUUUUGUUUGUUUGUUUUGUUUUUUAAGAUUUUGUUGUGAUGCUUUUUUAUGUUUUGAUUUUUGUUAAGUUGUGCUGACACCAAACACGUCCAGUUUAUAAUCAGUACAUUGGGAAGCUGGUAUUAUUGAUGUAGAACUGAUAUAUAGCUUUUGGGGGGGGGGUUUAUUUUAUUUUUUUGUAAAGUGUGAAUACAAAGUGUUUUUACUCACUUUUCCUGAACACUGUUGGUAAUGUGCGUCAUGACAAUUUCCAGUGAGGGUGAGCUGGAGCUGGUUGUACUGAUCAGAUGGAGGAAACUGCUUUUCCUAUGAUCUGCAUUAUGUAAUAACAGGUCCAGAAAGCUUUAUGGAACGGGGAGAGGGUGAAGCACUUACUCAUUUUGUGUUUGUUAAUGGCAGAUGUUAUUCUUUUCAUAGAUGCUGGAACUAGAGUGCACUUGUUACGUGAUAAAGGUUUGAGCUUUACACAAAAGAUUUUCAUCUUGUAUUAUUGUCUGAAUAUAUUUAAUUUGGGAGCAGCAUAAUAAGAUACAACGGCCUGUUGUAUGUUGAAAAUAUUUGUUCUUGCCUAUUUCAGGCAUAAUGCGUUCUGUGGGUCAGUUUGAGCAGCUUCUCCAACUUAUUUAGGGGUUAGAUAGUGAUAAAUGGAACCAAGAAUGUAGAUUUGCAACUGUAACCUUCAAGAAGUAUUUUGAAUCUCUAGGGAGUAGAUGGUCACACCAAAAUAGACUACAAUAAUUUUGUUAAGCAAAGUUUUGUGCGUUAACUAUUUUCUGUGUCCUGAAUAAUUUCUGAUAACCCAUACUUACUAAAAUGCAAUAAAAACUACAUGUUUUCACAGUGCAGGUUUUUUUCAAAAAUUGUGUAACUAAAGUGUAUGUAAUAUGGUAUUACCGCCAUAAUAUAAUUUCAGUGUUCUUGGUAGAUAAACCCAUCUUAUGAAUGUUUUAGAGAAAAUUGGGGUAUGUUUUCUGUUUCAAAUAUCAGAAAUUUGGCGGCACUCAAUUCCUUGUAAGUCUCUUGAAGUACAGUACAUAUGGUUUAUUGUAUUUGUGGUUAUUUAUGCUUUAAGAAUUUAAAUAAUGUUCAUCAAAAUUAAUUUAUGGCAUAAAGUUGUAGAAAUAAGUUGUUGGUUACAGCUUUUGUAGUCCCAGAAGAUAGGCAAAAAACAUAUCCAAGAAGUGUGUUUUUGUUUUUAUAUUUUAGUUGAUGACAACCAGGAAUUUUGGGUUAGCACUUUGAAACCUAAGGACAUUAUUAAAUUGGGUGGAAUGCACUUCUAAAUGUUGAAACGGAAAUUUCAAAGUUCUUCUAAGAUUCAGGUUUUCAAGAAUAAAUUCAACGUUUAGCGUUCCUUUUUUUUUUUUUUUUUUAACUAUUUAAAUUCGUAGAACCAGUUUCCAUAGUUAUUUUAGUUGGGGUUAUAUCACAUAAGGACAAAAGCCAGCCUAGGGAAAACAGCUACAGCAGUUUGUUCUUUUAAUAAAGGGAACAAUUCAAAUAUCCAGUACAAAUGCUGCAGAUAAUUUAAAGAACGCCUUUAGUGCAAAUGUCUCCCCCAGGUAAACAGUAUUUUAAGAGAGUUCACUUUGCUCUUCUUUUUGGUUACAUAAAUUUUAAUUAUGCAGAUAUCUCUGUAUGUUAGUGUCUAAAAUAGAAUAUCUGGUCUUUAUUCACAGUACGUUAUAUUGUGUAAUGCACUGGACUAACUCUUGUUUACCAUUCAUAUAUCAAAACCCAGCACAGUAUCUGCACUCAGCUCAAAGAAUGUUGCAUUUGCCUCUGCAGCUCUUUGGUAAGGGUAAUGGGAAACGGGAAUAUGUACAAUAUGAGCUGGUGGUAACAAGGGCUUUUACUGUUCUUUUCAGUGGAACCUUCUUGGUCAAAUUGUAACUCGCUAGUUAUUAUAUUUAUAUACAGGGUCUCUUUUCUUUACUGAUGUAUUUUCCUACUCAUAGCCAACCAAUAAAUUCUGUAUCUGUUCAAAGUA
This is a messenger RNA of Loxodonta africana (African savanna elephant), 5965 nucleotides long. RefSeq names its product CCR4-NOT transcription complex subunit 6 (gene CNOT6). Bases 703 to 2091 code for a protein of 462 amino acids. Gene Ontology annotation, molecular function: protein binding; poly(A)-specific ribonuclease activity. The transcript has 11 exons. Gene Ontology annotation, biological process: nuclear-transcribed mRNA poly(A) tail shortening. Lineage: Eukaryota; Metazoa; Chordata; Mammalia; Proboscidea; Elephantidae. Gene Ontology annotation, cellular component: cytoplasm; CCR4-NOT complex; nucleus. The record is from RefSeq and is a predicted model, not a curated record.